UUCUUCCAGGCUUUCCUCGCAGCCCUGGUGCUGCCUCCUCCUCUCUUCCUCCUCUUCCUCCUCCUCCUUCCCAGGCAAGAUGCUCAAUGCCCGGGGCGCCUGAGGUGGAGGAGGAGGAGGAAGAGAAGAAGGGCAUGAGCACAAAGGGCGAGGAGCGGGCGGGAAGGAUAGGUCUAGGAGACCCUUGGGGCGGCAGUGGGGAGAUGUCCGGGGAAGGAGAGAUGCAGCAGAGGAGGAGGUCUUGAUCCGAGGCAGGGAAGGGGAGAAGCAGGAUGGGCUGCGGGGGAAGCCGCGCCGACGCCCUGGAGCCCCGCUACUACGAGAGCUGGACCCGGGAGACCGAGUCCACCUGGCUGACCAACACCGACGCCGACCUCCCUCCCGCCGCCGCCCCAGCCCACCCCGAGGCCGGACCCGUGGAGCCCAGGAGGAGGGGACCCGGAAUUUUGGAAGAUAGCAAAUCAACACAGACCUGCAUUGCAAAAUCCUCACCUGCGAGCGGAGUCACUAUUACUGAAAAAAGAGCUCACUGUGGUACACAAUGUGCAAAACUGACUGUUCAUAACACUGGAGCAUCAGCAGAGAAGCAGCAGAAUGGCUUUAGAAGCACUGAGGGCAAACGCGAAAACAAGAAGAAAGCCACCAAGGAAGUUGCUAUUAAUGCCUCCAAAACAAUCAGACAAAUUAGUAGCAACAAAAGAAUGACAAAGAACUGUGUCAACUAAAAAAACAAAGGAAAUGGUGAUUGAACUCUGCAAUAUUUUGCUGCACUUUAAUGGACUACUUAAUGUGAAAACCUCACAUUGUUUUAGUAUUUUGCUGAAUGGGGUAGUAGGAUGCUAUCGAGUGCCUUUGGAAAAACUCUUGUUUUAAAUGUCUAUUGACUCUGGAUGUUUGGACACUCCUUGUUAUGUGUUGCCAUUUGGGUGAGGCUGGGCCAGGUAUUUUAUAUUGUCACUGAAAUAAUUUCAUAUUAAAAAAUAAAAUAUUUUUAAACCCCCUCAAGACAAUCCCUCCGAAACUUCUCUGACUUACGCCAUUAGGUGAAGGAGUCCUACAGUCAUUCCCAUGGUUGCCUCUUAUGUUCAAUCUGGGUAUAAAAUGUUCAGCCUCCUAACUCUCAGGAUGUUCUCAGCAGUUUCUGAAUCCAGAGUGGCAUAUUUUAUUAUUUCCCUCAGUGGCAUAUAAUUUGUAAUAUCAUACGAGUUCCUUCAUUAUCCUGUAUAAUUCGCUACUACAAAAUGUGGUGAGUUUGGUGCCAACAGAGAUAAUACUGUAACAGUUGGAAGGCACAGAAUGAUAUUGUAGCUCCUGAUGCCCAGUUCUGCACCACAUGGGAGCUUUGUGUUGUAUUAAAAUGUUAGAGCUGACGAUACUUGCUCUUUUAUUUGUGGAAUUGACCCAACACUGAACUCAUAGAAAAUGAACAGCUCAGAUGGCCUUCAGUUAUAUACCAUGCAUUUGCUAGAGCAAGAGGCUGUAUCAAUGAGUCUUUUUAUAAUACAAAGCCAGACCGACAUUGCAAAUCUGGCAGUGUCCAUCUAUUUUUGAUUAAAAGCAUGUUGCUCUAUAGUAAAACUGUGUCAAAUGUGUAAUAUGUUUCUGCUUGAAAGGGCUUACACUAAGGUGCAAAAUGCUUAAGGAAAUCACUGCAAAAAAUGGUACUGAUACUUUCAUCAGGAACAAGUUGGUUUGGGGAGCAGCCAGAGAGCAAAGUGAGGUCCUUUUAGACCUCUUCGCUUUCCUUUUUCAAAUCUAAAUCAUGCUUUCUUACCUAGUGAUGAGCUCUGCAGCAACAAAAUACAGUCAAGUGUAUUUUCCCCCUUGUUGCAGAACUGGUAAAAGCUUUGAAUGUGAGUGGAAGGGAUUUACCUUUAGAAAACAUUAGAGGAGAAAAUAUGACCAUCUCAAAUUUGGAACUUCUCACUACUGCUUUAAAAAGAUAGGAAGUCAAGUCUUCUCAAAAGAAAAGAAAAAUAUCUAUAUAAGGAUCGGAUGUUGAUGUAUCUCAGUUCUGAAGAAUCAGGCCUGUUUCAAAGAGAGAGCAAUUAUCCAAGUCAUGAUCUCAUGGACAAAAAGCAAUUAUUAGUUUUUUUGUUCUGUAAAUUAAUAUAAUUUAAAUUGUAAAAAAAAUUAAUGAAAAGGUAGUGAUAGAUUUCAAAUAUGAAUAAUGGUUGAUUUAUGAUUAAAGGCACUUUAAUGAUAUCAUGUUACAAAAUUUGAAAAAAUUCUGUUCCUGGUUUGGAAGUGUUAUUUCCUGUUUAUUUGUGCAGUACUUACUUUGAAAGCAGUUGUUAUACUUGUGAAACUUUUUUGUAGCUGCCAAAAACUGUGUUGAAUUGGUUGAGACUCUAUGAGAUAUUCAUUGAAAAACUGUAGCAAAAUGUGCUGCAAGAUGUCCCACAAAAAUAAAGGUUUUGCAGUUAAAUAAAUGUUUUCUAUGUUUUUAUGAUCAGACCGAUUAAAAAAUUACAUGUAUAACUCAGGAACAAAAAUCGUGUUACAUAGUAUAACUGGGAAAUGUUUGCACAAGCGAUUUGACUUUUAAUAAAAGAAGAUGAAAAACUA
Anolis carolinensis (green anole) is the source of this 2568-nucleotide messenger RNA. It is a transcript of the gene baalc, whose product is annotated as BAALC binder of MAP3K1 and KLF4. The transcript has 3 exons. Lineage: Eukaryota; Metazoa; Chordata; Lepidosauria; Squamata; Anolidae. Bases 273 to 725 code for a protein of 150 amino acids. The record is from RefSeq and is a predicted model, not a curated record. Gene Ontology annotation, cellular component: cytoplasm.